AUGAGGGCAACAACAAGAGCUCUAAAUAACCUUGCUCCCAUAUAUCAAGAAGUUGGGAAGUACGACGAGGCGAUAAAGACAUUUGAAGAGUCGCGCGAGUUGAAAAGGCGAUGCGAUGACGGAAAUCUAGUGGAAAUGGCUACGACUCUCAUCAAUCUUGGUCACUGCUACAGAGACAGCGGGAAUCUUGAGAAAAGUUUGAAUUUCAUGGAGGAGGCAGUCACAAUCAGCCGAUCAUGCUACUCAUCUGCUCAUCCCUUGUUGGCACGUGCUAUAUCUCAACUUUCCUCUACGUACGAUUUACUUGACAGAAACGACGAAGCUUGGAAAUUGGCAAGAGAAGCGUUGGAUAUUGCAAACGUAUCAUUACGGUCAUCAAAUCCUGAAUUGGCCGCGUAUAUGAACCAAGUCGGUCAUUGUUGUUUGUCGCGAGAAGACCCCAACGAAGCCAUAGAGUGGUAUGAAAAAUCUCACCAAUUGCUGCAACAACUACCUUCUUCACCUACAAGAGACGAUCUCUUUUCAGCAACUCUCAUCAAUCUUGGUGGCUGCUACAGAGAGAGCGGAAAACUUGAGAAAAGUUUGAGUUCAAUGAAAGAGGGAGUCGCAAUCAGCCGAUCAUGUAACUCAUUUCCUCAUUCCUCCUUGGCACUUGCUAUAUAUAAACUUUCCUCUACGUACUAUUUGCUUGACAGAAAAGAUGAAGCUUGGAAAUUGGCAAGAGAAGCGUUGGAUAUUGCAAACGCAUCAUUACCGUCGUCACAUCCUCAAUUGGCCAAGUAUAUGAACCAAGUCGGUUGUUGUUGUUUAUCGCGUGGAGACUCCAACGAAGCCAUAGUGUGGUAUGAAAAAUCUCACCAAUUGCUCCAACAACUACCUUCUUCACCUAUGCGAAACGAUCUCUUUGCCACAACGCUAGAUAACCUUGCUAUCGCAUACCAAAUAGACGAGAAAUACGACAAGGCGAUAAAGACAUAUGAAGAGUCGCUCGAGUUGAAUAGGCGCUGCGAUGACGGAAAUCUAGCACAAAUGUCUACGAUUCUCAUCAAUCUCGGUAGCUGCUACAGAGAGAGCGGAAAACUUGAGAAAAGUUUGACUUUACGUGAGGAGGCAGUGAAAAUCAGCCGAUCAUGCUACUCAUCUUCUCAUCCCUCCUUGGCACUUGCUAUAUAUCACCUUUCCUCUACGUACUAUUUACUUGACAGAAAAGAUGAAGCUUGGAAAUUGGCAAGAGAAGCGUUGGAUAUUGCAAACGUAUCAUCACCGUCAUCACAUCCUCAAUUGGCCGAAUAUAUGAACCAUUUGGGAGAUUGUUGUCGAUCACAAGGAAACUACAAUGAAGCCAUCUCGUGGUAUGAUAAAGCUAGACAAUUGCUGCAACAACAAGAUCAAUCACCUGAACGAGACAAAGGGAUUGCUACAAGUUAGUUAUGAUAUUUUUACUUUGCUCACUAAGCGUUGCCGUCUGCUUGUGUUUUUGUUAAAAUUAAUGCAACUGUUAUGCAUGGCGCACGAGGUUUGUCCGGGUCCGUAUGUAUACCCGCACUCACCCACUAAAUAUGCUCACACUGCAAUUGAUGAGAAGAAUUUAGAGCAAUGAACAUCGUUAUUGAUUUGAAGAUAUAUUCUGUUUUCUUAUGUAUAAACGCAGAAUUUGUAUGGCAA
Corticium candelabrum is the source of this 1665-nucleotide messenger RNA. RefSeq names its product nephrocystin-3-like. The record is from RefSeq and is a predicted model, not a curated record. The transcript has 12 exons. The coding region runs from base 1 to 1428 and encodes 475 amino acids. Gene Ontology annotation, molecular function: protein binding. Lineage: Eukaryota; Metazoa; Porifera; Homoscleromorpha; Homosclerophorida; Plakinidae.